Molecule: messenger RNA, 399 nt
Organism: Colletotrichum higginsianum IMI 349063
Lineage: Eukaryota; Fungi; Ascomycota; Sordariomycetes; Glomerellales; Glomerellaceae
Exons: 1
Coding region: 1-399 (132 amino acids)
Source: RefSeq, a predicted model, not a curated record
AUGCAGCUCCCAUCACUCGCUACCGCCACCACCUUGGUGCUCUUCGCCCUCGUCAAAACUUCUCUGGCCUGCGACGGCUACAUCCACUGCCACUGCUACAACAGCGAUGGCAAACCCAACGACGCGGCAACGCAGACGGUCUGCAACCGCUUCGCCGCCGGAAACACACAGAUGAUCGACGCAAACGCAUGGUCUGACGGAGCCAAAGAGUGUAAAUACAUCGGAAAGGACGGCGAACGACGCGGAAAGUUCUGGCAUCCCUUUGGCUUGGGUAACUGCGACUGGCGUGUCAUGUGUGGUGAGGCCGGAGCCACCGGCUCAGACUCCAGCUGCAGAGACACGCCUCCUGUGGGUCCCAAGAGUUAUGGUGCCGGCGUCAUCAUCGUUGGUCACAGCUGA